AUGCUGAUGUGGCCAGCCAGGGCAUCUCAGAGCCCUGCCAGCCAGCGGCCCAGAAGCCCCCGGCCUCGGGCUCCCAUAGACAGUGCACUUAGGCCCAGAAAUGACUUUCUCCUGAACCUGCCCAAUUCCAUCGAGUGCCACAUCCUGGCACUCAAAAAGCUGCAGAAGCCACGUGAUAAGAUAGAUGCCAAAUUUCAUGAGAAAUUUUGGGCUCUGGAGAAAAAAUACAAUGACAUAUAUAAGCCCCUGUUUGCCAAGAUCUAAGAGCUCAUGGGCGAGAUGGAGGGCUGUGCAUGGAUCUUGGAGGAUGAGGACAGGGAGGAGGAAGAGGAAGAUGAGGAGCAAAAGGAGGAGGUGGAAGAGCCCAUAGAAGCCAGUGGCAUCCAGGUUCCUGAUGACUGCAAGCAGUAAGAGGGUGCAAUCCGCCGGGAGACGCCAACAGCCACCCUUCUGUUAUUUUAGUACUAGUGGACUUUAAAAGGCUUAGGUUUUAGACCAAAAAAUAGCAAUGUGAUUUUUUUUUUUAAACAAUGUGAAUUUACU
Cavia porcellus (domestic guinea pig) is the source of this 543-nucleotide messenger RNA. RefSeq names its product nucleosome assembly protein 1 like 5 (gene Nap1l5). Gene Ontology annotation, cellular component: nucleus. Gene Ontology annotation, biological process: nucleosome assembly. The record is from RefSeq and is a predicted model, not a curated record. Lineage: Eukaryota; Metazoa; Chordata; Mammalia; Rodentia; Caviidae.